Molecule: messenger RNA, 1004 nt
Organism: Effrenium voratum
Lineage: Eukaryota; Dinophyceae; Suessiales; Symbiodiniaceae
Source: the annotation of a GenBank genome assembly
CCCCGCCAGCUCGGUCGUUAUUCAGAGGGCGAAGGAUGGCGGCCAUGACUGCCCUGGCCGACUUCCCAUGCCCCGCACGCGCUCCGGGCCCGGGCCCGGGCCGGGCGAUUGGGCGGCUGGGGGGGAGAACGCGGCAGUGCGCUGCGGUGUGCGGCGUGAGCGCAGCUUUGGCCACCGCAAGCAGCGUGCAACAUGGCCGAGCCCGAGCACGCAGGAGGGCCUGCUCCAGUGCCAUCCACGCGGCGGCGGCGACAAAGCCGGAGGCUCUAGGAGUGGAAGCUGAGCGGCAGCGGCUGGAGGAGCUCGUCGGGGCGUCGCUGCGGUGCCGGGCCUGCGGCGUGCGGGUGGCGGAGCUGCGGCACCACACCGGCAGCUCCAGGCAUUUCAAUCCCCACGGCUUCCUCUUCCACAUCGGCGCCUUCAGCCAGGCCUGCGCCGAUCUCGUGGGCCCGGCCACGCUGGCGGACACCUGGUUCCCAGGCUACGCCUGGCGCCUCGCGGCGUGCCGAGGCUGCGAAGCUCAUUUGGGCUGGCGCUACGAGAGCUCGGGCAAGGCGGGAUUUUGGGGCCUCAUUUGGACUCGGCUGCGGGAGGAUUCCGGCGCAGGGUAUCCACCAGUGUCGUUCCGCGCCAUGGAGCUGAAGCAAGAAGUCUUCAAACAGAGGCCCAGGGUGGAUUCGGGCACGGUGAGCACGGUGGAUUUGAGCGAAAGGUUGUUCGAGAUGGCCAAAGAGAAUGAAGAGAAGGGAGAGCCGCAGGAGAAGGAGCCCGCCCCUGUGGCCACCAGUGGGGAUGCCGCUCUGGAGGUUGCGAUGGGCGCAUCCGAGGGCAUGCUCAACGACCUGCUGGCAGCCCUUCGGAAGGAGCAGCCCUCAGAUCCCCUCUCACCGGAGCAGGCGGCGGCCGUGCACGCCAAGGCCGAGGCGGCACACGCCGAGACGGAGGAGGCGGCCGAGGCAGGGGCGAGGGACCGAGGUUUCGGGGAUCUCACCAAAGGCGUUUGA